Messenger RNA from Linum tenue, 2200 nucleotides. Lineage: Eukaryota; Viridiplantae; Streptophyta; Magnoliopsida; Malpighiales; Linaceae. The record is from the annotation of a GenBank genome assembly.
AAUCAUUUCCCAAUACGAAUACUAAUACCAAAAACCCACCUUUUGCCUCGGCGAUCUCUAAAACAACAAGCUAAGCAUCCCCCCAAAAAUGGCGUCCACGACGACGACCAAGGUCAGCGGCGAAGUGAUCGGAAUCGACCUCGGCACCACCUUCUCCUGCGUCGCCGUCGCCCGCAACGGCGCCAUCGAGAUCAUCGCCAACGACCAGGGCAACCGGACCACCCCGUCCUCCGUCGCCUUCUCCGCCGCCGAGUCCGAGCGCCUCAUCGGCGAGGCCGCCAAGAACCAGGCCGCCCUCAACCCUCACCGCACCAUCUUCGACAUCAAGCGCCUCAUGGGCAAGCAGUUCGACGACUCCGACGUCCAGUCCGACCUCAAGUACCUGCCGUACAAGGUCGUCAGCCGCGACGGCAAGCCCUACGUCGAGCUCGACGUCAAGGGAAGAGACAAAUCCUUCAGCCCGGAAGAGAUCAGCGCCAUGGUCCUCGGGAAGAUGAAGGAAACCGCCGAGCUCUACCUCGGGAAACCCGUCACCAACGCCGUCGUCACCGUCCCGGCUUACUUCAACGAUGCCCAGAGGAAAGCCACCAAGGACGCCGGGACGAUCGCCGGUCUCAACGUCAUAAGAAUCAUCAACGAGCCUACCGCCGGCGCGUUGGCGUACGGCCUCCGGCUGGACGUGAAGACGAGGAGGAAGAUACUGGUGUACGAUCUGGGGGGCGGGACGUUCGACGUCAGCGUGCUGGAGGUCGAGGGCGACGUUUUCGAAGUUCUGGCGACCGGCGGGGACACGCACCUCGGAGGCGGGGAUUUCGACCAGAGGGUGAUGGAGUACUUCAUCGGGCUAAUCAGGAAGAAGUAUAGCGGGGCUGAUUUGACUUCUGACAGGAAGGCCAUGGGGAAGCUGAGGAGGGAGUGCGAGCGUGCGAAGCGCGUGCUGAGCAGUCAGAGCCAGACGCGCGUGGAGAUCGACUCGCUCGUCCGGGGGCUCGACUUCUCGGAGCCCCUGACGAGGGCCAAGUUCGAGGAGCUGAACCUGGAUCUGUUCAGGAGGACGCUCGAGGUGGUGGAGGGGACGCUUCGAGAUGCCAGACUCGAGAAGAGCGAAAUCGAGGAGAUCGUGUUGGUGGGAGGGAGCACGAGGAUCCUCAGGCUCAGGGAGAUGCUGAAGGAGAUGUUCGGCGGGAAGGAGCCGAGCAACAGGGUGAACCCCGACGAGGCCGUGGCGUACGGCGCUGCGGUUCUCGGUGCGAGCCUCAGCGACGUACCGGACCAUCAUGAACAUGAUGUUACUUUGCUUGAUGUAACGCCCUUGAGUUUGGGUGUUGCGAUACUUGGCGGUGUGAUGUCUAUAGUGAUCCCAAGAAACACACAUAUUCCUACAAUGAUGACCGACGAAGACUAUGAAACUGUCUACGACCAGCAAACUAGUGCGACUUUUCAGGUAUACCAAGGAGAAAGGCCCUUGGUUGAGGACUGUAUCAAGUUGGGGAGCUUUGAUCUAUCGGGUAUCACACCGGCUCCCAAGGGAGUUGCCAAACUGGAGACCACAUUCGAGAUCGAUGCAGACGGGAUACUAAAGGUGACUGCCAGGGAAACGACUUCGUCGAGAUCGAAAUCGCUCGUGAUAAAGGACUACAAAGGGAACCUGACGCAACGAGAGAUCGAGAGGAUGGUGAAGGACUCGAAGAAGAUGGUCGAGGAAGACAAGCUGGUGAGGGCUCGUGUGGAUGCCCGAAACCGGUUCGAGCGAUUCGUGUAUGACUUGAAGAACACGGUAAGUGACGGGGACGGCUUGGUGAGCGGGAGGAUGGGUUCGGAGGACAGGAGGAAGGUGGAGCGUGCACUGGAGGAAGCUUCUGAGUGGCUGGAUGAUAACCAUUGUGGCAGCAAGAAAGAUUAUGAGAAGAAGUUGAAGAAGCUGACGGAUGUUUGGAACCCUAUCAUUACCAAAGUUUAUAAGCUUAUCAGGUAGGAUCAGGGUUUCUGGGCUUGAGAUUUCAAGGAAUUGGUUUACAUGAACCGUGUGUGUGUGUGUUUGCUACAUGUGGUGGAGGUAUUAUCUAAUGUUGAAAAAAUAAAUUUUCGUGAUGUAUAAACUUUAUAUAAAUAAAAUUAAGGAAACCCUCUCAGCUCUUAUAUAUAUAUAUAUCUGAUAGGGAUUUUCCCAUGUGGUGGUUCCUAUUUAUCAAUCCAUGUA